Molecule: messenger RNA, 3344 nt
Organism: Propithecus coquereli (Coquerel's sifaka)
Lineage: Eukaryota; Metazoa; Chordata; Mammalia; Primates; Indriidae
Gene: TDRD5
Product: tudor domain containing 5
Exons: 17
Coding region: 92-3037 (981 amino acids)
Biological process (GO): spermatogenesis; germ cell development
Source: RefSeq, a predicted model, not a curated record
GUGAGUUACGUGUUCCCAGGAGUAACGGUGCCAGCGAGCUCAGGGAGAUAAAGGCCAUCGAGUCGGGGCGACUGCGAGCCCCGCAGGUGCGAUGUCGGAACAGGAGCGCGUUCAGGAAUGCCUGAGGAAGGAAGUAAGGUCGCUUCUCAUUUCCGCCAAAGACGGGCUGAGCCCGCAGCAGCUGGAGAGGGAGUACCUGCUGAUGGUCGGCAGCCCCCUGCCGCUGCGCGUGCUCGGGUACCGCUCCGCCAUGGAGCUGGCGUUGGACAUGCCCGACGUGGUCCGCGUCUGCCCCCGCGGGGACGGGGCCGUCGUGCUGAAAGCCAUUCCAGAUGAAUCCACCAAAGGAAUAGCAAGUUUAGUUGCAAAACAGAGGAGCAGCCAUAAGGUUCGAAGCUCCGUGCAGAAGGGAAGGGCCAGCGUGUGCUCCGGGGCAAGCUCCGGUCUGCGAGUACCUUACCGAGGAAGGGUUCCCCCUAUUCUUCCCGCUUUUGUGAAGAGUGAGUUGAAAGACCUGUUGGCGUUAUCUCCUGUUCUCCUUUCUGAUUUUGAAAAGGCGUUUGCCAAGCGAUUUGGACGGUCAUUCCAAUAUGCGCAAUAUGGAUUCCUCUCUCUGUUUGAAGUGCUGAAUGCAGCUUCGGAUAUCAUUUCUGUAGAGCAGACCAGAGCAGGUUCUCUGUUGACACUAAAGAAGAGUGUACUAGAGGACAAGCAGAGAGGAUGGUCAGCAGGUAAAAUUUUUACCCAACCACUUAGAAUGAGACAAGGGUCAUACUCCACAGGCUCCCCGGUAGCAAAGGCACGCUUUUCACAGCCCACUUCAAACGUGGAACCACCGAAGCAAAUACUGAACAUGGAAAAGACUUCCAAGUUAAAUGUAGUGGAGACUUCAAGACUGAAUCACACUGAAAAAUUAAACCAGUUGGAGAAUACAUUCAAAUCAGUUAUUGCACAAAUUGGACCUGGAGGAACUAUCAGUCCAGAACUAAAGCAUAAGAUAAAAUUUGUUGUAUCUAAGUUUCCAGAGGGUUUGUUUAUUUCUAAACUGCUUAGAGAGUUUGAGGUAAUUUUUCAAGAGCAGCUUUCACCAAAAAAAUUGGGCUUCUUAAAUGUGACAGAACUUGUUGGGGCUCUUAGUGACAUUCUCCACGUUGAAUUCAGGGAAGGAGAACAAGAAUUAAUAGUGUUCGAUGCUGAUAUGAAGCCUCUACGACCUGUUCAAUCAGAUAAGAAAAUAGAAGCCAAAGCUUACGUCUCCAGUCCCCCUAGAAAUUCACUGUCUACUGCUGCUAUCAAGGAGACUUCAUGGGAUUUCCCUUCAAAAAACCAUAAAGAGCCACAACAGAAGAUUUGCAAGAAGCCGAAUCUGGUGGUGAAGCCUUUGCAGCUGCAACUAGAAAUAGAUAAAUCACAGCUCAACCUGCCGAUGGCAAACCAUGAUAUCCCACCAGAUGCUGUGCGGGACAAGAAAUUACGCAGACUCCCACCAUUAAAUACCAGUACCCUUGUAGGGGUCUUUGUGGAGUAUAUCAUCUCUCCUAGUCAAUUCUACAUCCGUAUCUAUAGCAGGGAUUCAUCAGAGUUACUCGAAGACAUGAUGAUCGAAAUGCGGCGCUGUUAUUCUAAUCAGCUGGUUUCUGAUCGCUAUGUCAUGCCCGAAUAUUUUAUCCAACCGGGACAUCUCUGUUGUGUAAGGAUUUCGGAGGAUAAGUGGUGGUAUCGGGUCAUUAUCCAUCGAGUCCUUGGGAAACAGGAAGUUGAAGUGUUCUACCCAGAUUUUGGAAAUAUUGGAACUGUUCAGAAGUCCUCUCUGAGGUUCCUCAAGUGCUGCUACACAAAGCUUCCAGCUCAGGCUAUCCCUUGUUCUUUGGCUUGGGUGAGACCAGUAGAGGAACACUGGACAUGCAGAGCUAUUUUUCAGUUCCAGAAGUUGUGUGGUUUGAAGCCUUUAGUGGGGGUAGUGGAUGAAUAUGUAGAUGGAAUCCUUAAUAUUUUUCUUUGUGAUACAUCCUCACAUGAAGACAUCUAUUUCCAUCAUGUCUUGAGAACAGAGGGCCAUGCUAUUGUAUGCCGAGAAAAUGUCCCUUCUAAGGGUUUCAGAGAACUCAAUCCUUUAGCUUUAUACACUAAGUCCAGUGGAGGGCCAGAGGACAUUGUUUUGACAGAACUGGGUUGUCCUUCCCAGCAGCACUAUUUUAACGAAGACCGAAAGAUAAGUCCACAAUCAAAAGAGAGUGAGUUACAUACCUUGGAUGAUAUCCCCUCUGGAAUGCCAUGCCUGGAGUCAGUGACCAUAGGUGAUGAUAUUUGGGAUGAGAACUGGUUACCUCUGCAGGCUAAGAUGGGAAACAGAGAUGAUGCUGCCUCGCAUCUAUUUACCUCAAGGCUUGGUGGAAAGAAACAGUAUCCAUCAUGUGAAGAAAUGCCACAGAAGGAUUGGGGUUUUUCUACAUCCGAAGAUAUAUGGGAUGAUUCAUGGCAGCCUUCAGGCCCUGUGAAUGGGACGAAAGUAGAAUUUCAAAAACCAGAAGAACUGGGUUCUCAGGAAAAAAAUACUGGCGCAACCGGGAUUCAAAAGCAGCCAAACUCAGAGGGUUCUUCGGAUUCUGCCACGCUGCCCAGACUGGAAGAAUUCUGCAUCCCUCUCAUCCAGUCACAGCAGUCGGCAGAAGGGGGCCAGUUUGAACCUGACAACAUUCAGACUCAGCCAAAUCAAAUUCAGCUGUCCACAGCAGCCCGAGAUUCAACUCCUGUAGCGGUUGAUCCCCCAGAAAGACAGUCUGUUUCUGUGGAAAGCUCUCCAGGGAGCCUGAAGAAUGAAGAAUUUUCUAGUAGCCACACGGUCACAGUGGUCAAAGACAAGAGUCAAGGAGCCAUGGACCAGCUCUCUUUGAUCUUGUCUCCUGAACACCAGAUCUCCCAGAAGCUCUACAUCCCUCGCAGUACAGCCACUGCUGCCUUAGGGGCCGCGGCGCGGCUGGCCAUGUCCAGGAGCCUCUUGCACUGGUACCCCAGCGUGAAAAGGACGGAGGCCUGAGGGAGGAAGGGAGAAAAAACAAACCAGCUGCUUGGGGCUUGGUGAGCCCCCCAGGCCAAAAUGAGGUAUCGAAGCAAAAAUAGUAUUUGAUAGUUGAGGUUUUGUCUUUCUGUGUGAUUAUAUGUUCGCUUUAUUAUGCUAACAGUCUAUUUUGAUGUGUAAGUAUUGAUAUUUAAUGUUCAUUUCAUUUUGCUUUUAUUCUGUAUAGUUUUGUUCGCCUUUGUUUUCAGUGUAGUUUAAAGGAGUUUUUGCUUUUUGUUUCUGUGCAUGUUUUUCUUGUACAUAUCAUGACUUAUAAAUGAAAAUU